UUUUUUGGAAAGGGGUUGGAGAGAUACAAAAAUGCCCAGGUUGAAAAAAUGAGAACCAAUUAAGUAAUUGCAGGACUUUUAUAUAUAUUUAUAACCUCGUGCACAGCCUUAUCCAAAACGAAGAAAGACAGGUCAUGCAGGAUCCCGAUACAGAACCUCCUCCGGGCAACGAGUACGACGCUGUCGUCGCGAACUUGGUGACUGCCGCGCUGCGGGAUGCAGACCAGUUACUUGCUCUUCUUGACCAGAAAGUCCCACCGCGAGAAACGCGCGCUGAGCACCCCCCAUCUUGGGGAAAGAUACAGCGCGGCUGCGACAAAGUUUACCAGAAAACCA
Amoebophrya sp. A25 is the source of this 336-nucleotide messenger RNA. The record is from the annotation of a GenBank genome assembly. NCBI's taxonomy places the organism in Eukaryota, Dinophyceae, Syndiniales, Amoebophryaceae.